Messenger RNA from Cercocebus atys (sooty mangabey), 6465 nucleotides. It is a transcript of the gene ITSN1, whose product is annotated as intersectin 1 (SH3 domain protein). NCBI's taxonomy places the organism in Eukaryota, Metazoa, Chordata, Mammalia, Primates, Cercopithecidae. The coding region runs from base 945 to 6107 and encodes 1720 amino acids. The record is from RefSeq and is a predicted model, not a curated record. Gene Ontology annotation, biological process: endosomal transport; positive regulation of Rho protein signal transduction; intracellular signal transduction. Gene Ontology annotation, molecular function: protein binding; molecular adaptor activity; calcium ion binding. Gene Ontology annotation, cellular component: presynaptic membrane; intracellular vesicle; plasma membrane. The transcript has 40 exons.
AGAGUGAGCCUGUGUCCAGAAAGUAAGUAAAUAAAUACAUAAAAAUAAACACAGGUUUCUGUCACCUCACCUCAGAAUCAGACAGCUGGAGGUGGGGCUCUGGAAUUGGUAUUUUUAAUGCAUUCUCUAGGAAUUUCUCCUGCAUAGGGAAGUUGGAAACCACUAGCUCCCUUCUCACUGAGCAUCUCCUGAGACCAGCUCCUGAAGUGGAUAGAAAGUUUUUCAAGUGGCAGAUUAAGUUUUAUGCCUUAGGCUGCUAAUAAAAAACAAUUGACCAUGACUUUCCGCUGUGUAAUUGUACCUGUCAUACACCUUUCAGAUGGCAGAGGCUUUGGUUCACCCCUGUACCUCCAGGGCCUAAAACAGUGCCUGGAGGAACUCAAACAUUUGUUGAGUGAAUAUGUGAACUACAUUGCAGUGAGACCAAUCUUUUAAAAGUUUACUUGUCAAAUUAAUCUAUCAGUUAGUAGUCACUGAUUUUAAAUUAGGAGCCAUAAGCACUAUACCCCAGUAACUUCUGUAAGUUUGGUUAGUUUAGAAAGGAGAGAGCCUUUCCCAGACAUAGUGUGCUCAAGGUGAUUAGCCAGAAAGAAGAUUCAGAGCAAAGCAUUUGCUUAGAGAGUCAAAAUGUAAAUUUAAGUUACAAUGUAGUGGUAAAUCAUAUAUCAAAGUUACAUUUGGUAUAUUGUCUUAUAUCAAAAUAUCAUUUUAUAAACUAUAAGUCCAACAUACUGCUAUAAAAAUUGGUUUCUAACAAAUAGAGAAAAUUGUUAUAUUUUCCAGUUUCAACUUUUCAUGCUAAUAAAAUUUGACCUUUACACCUUCUUUUCAGGAGUUCACCACAGGACACCGUAGAUAUUAUGCAGUUAAGAGCGCAAACUCUGGAGAAUAUUGUGUUUGACUACACAGUCAGCGUCGAUUAGCAAGGUAAAAGUAACAGAACCAUGGCUCAGUUUCCAACACCUUUUGGUGGCAGCCUGGAUAUCUGGGCCAUAACUGUAGAGGAAAGAGCGAAGCAUGAUCAGCAGUUCCAUAGUUUAAAGCCAAUAUCUGGAUUCAUUACUGGUGAUCAAGCUAGAAACUUUUUUUUUCAAUCUGGGUUACCUCAACCUGUUUUAGCACAGAUAUGGGCACUAGCUGACAUGAAUAAUGAUGGAAGAAUGGAUCAAGUGGAGUUUUCCAUAGCUAUGAAACUUAUCAAACUGAAGCUACAAGGAUAUCAACUACCCUCUGCACUUCCCCCUGUCAUGAAACAGCAACCAGCUAUUUCUAGCGCACCAGCAUUUGGUAUGGGAGGUAUCGCCAGCAUGCCACCGCUUACAGCUGUUGCUCCAGUGCCAAUGGGAUCCAUUCCAGUUGUUGGAAUGUCUCCACCCCUAGUAUCUUCUGUUCCCACAGCAGCUGUGCCCCCCCUGGCUAACGGGGCUCCCCCUGUUAUACAACCUCUGCCUGCAUUUGCUCAUCCUGCUGCCACAUUGCCAAAGAGUUCUUCCUUUAGUAGAUCUGGUCCAGGGUCACAACUAAACACUAAAUUACAAAAGGCACAGUCAUUUGACGUGGCCAGUGUCCCACCAGUGGCAGAAUGGGCUGUUCCUCAGUCAUCAAGACUGAAAUACAGGCAAUUAUUCAAUAGUCAUGACAAAACUAUGAGUGGACACUUAACAGGUCCCCAAGCAAGAACUAUUCUUAUGCAAUCAAGUUUACCACAGGCUCAGCUGGCUUCAAUAUGGAAUCUUUCUGACAUUGAUCAAGAUGGAAAACUUACAGCAGAAGAAUUUAUCCUGGCAAUGCACCUCAUUGAUGUAGCCAUGUCUGGCCAACCACUGCCACCUGUCCUGCCUCCAGAAUACAUUCCACCUUCCUUUAGAAGAGUUCGAUCUGGCAGUGGUAUAUCUGUCAUAAGCUCAACAUCUGUAGAUCAGAGGCUACCAGAGGAACCAGUUUUAGAAGAUGAACAACAACAAUUAGAAAAGAAAUUACCUGUAACGUUUGAAGAUAAGAAGAGGGAGAACUUUGAACGUGGCAACCUGGAACUGGAGAAACGAAGGCAAGCUCUCCUGGAGCAGCAGCGCAAAGAGCAGGAGCGCCUGGCCCAGCUGGAGCGGGCAGAGCAGGAGAGGAAGGAGCGUGAGCGCCAGGAGCAAGAGCGCAAAAGACAACUGGAACUGGAGAAGCAACUGGAAAAGCAGCGGGAGCUAGAACGGCAGAGAGAGGAGGAAAGGAGGAAGGAAAUUGAGAGGCGAGAGGCUGCAAAACGGGAACUUGAAAGGCAACGACAACUUGAGUGGGAACGGAAUCGAAGGCAAGAACUACUAAAUCAAAGAAACAAAGAACAAGAGGACAUAGUUGUACUGAAAGCAAAGAAAAAGACAUUGGAAUUUGAAUUAGAAGCUCUAAAUGAUAAAAAGCAUCAACUAGAAGGGAAACUUCAAGAUAUCAGAUGUCGAUUGACCACCCAAAGGCAAGAAAUUGAGAGCACAAACAAAUCUAGAGAGUUGAGAAUUGCCGAAAUCACCCAUCUACAGCAACAAUUACAGGAAUCUCAGCAAAUGCUUGGAAGACUUAUUCCAGAAAAACAGAUACUCAAUGACCAAUUAAAACAAGUUCAGCAGAACAGUUUGCACAGAGAUUCACUUAUUACACUUAAAAGAGCCUUAGAAGCAAAAGAACUAGCUCGGCAGCAGCUACGAGACCAACUGGAUGAAGUGGAGAAAGAAACUAGAUCAAAACUACAGGAGAUUGAUAUUUUCAAUAAUCAGCUGAAGGAACUAAGAGAAAUACAUAAUAAGCAGCAACUCCAGAAGCAAAAGUCGAUGGAGGCUGAACGACUGAAACAGAAAGAACAAGAGCGAAAGAUCAUAGAAUUAGAAAAACAAAAAGAAGAAGCCCAAAGACGAGCUCAGGAAAGGGACAAGCAGUGGCUGGAGCAUGUGCAGCAGGAGGACGAGCAUCAGCGACCAAGAAAACUCCACGAGGAGGAAAAACUGAAAAGGGAGGAGAGUAUCAAAAAGAAGGAUGGUGAGGAGAAAGGCAAACAGGAAGCACAAGACAAGCUGGGUCGGCUUUUCCAUCAGCACCAAGAACCAGCUAAGCCAGCUGUCCAGGCACCCUGGUCCACUUCAGAAAAAGGUCCACUUACCAUUUCUGCACAGGAAAACGUAAAAGUGGUAUAUUACCGGGCACUGUACCCCUUUGAAUCCAGAAGCCAUGAUGAAAUCACUAUCCAGCCAGGAGACAUAGUCAUGGUUAAAGGGGAAUGGGUGGAUGAAAGCCAAACUGGAGAACCCGGCUGGCUUGGAGGAGAAUUAAAAGGAAAGACAGGGUGGUUCCCUGCAAACUAUGCAGAGAAAAUCCCAGAAAAUGAGGUUCCCGCUCCAGUGAAAACAGUGACUGAUUCGACAUCUGCCCCUGCCCCCAAACUGGCCUUGCGUGAGACCCCUGCCCCUUUGGCAGUAACCUCUUCAGAGCCCUCCACGACCCCCAAUAACUGGGCCGACUUCAGCUCCACGUGGCCCACCAGCACGAAUGAGAAACCAGAAACGGAUAACUGGGAUGCAUGGGCAGCCCAGCCCUCUCUCACCGUUCCAAGUGCCGGCCAGUUAAGGCAGAGAUCCGCCUUUACUCCAGCCACAGCCACUGGCUCCUCCCCGUCUCCUGUGCUAGGCCAGGGUGAAAAGGUGGAGGGGCUACAAGCUCAAGCCCUGUAUCCUUGGAGAGCCAAAAAAGACAACCAUUUAAAUUUUAACAAAAAUGAUGUCAUCACCGUCCUGGAACAGCAAGACAUGUGGUGGUUUGGAGAAGUUCAAGGUCAGAAGGGUUGGUUCCCCAAGUCUUACGUCAAACUCAUUUCAGGGCCCAUAAGGAAAUCUACCAGCAUGGAGUCUGGUUCUUCAGAGAGUCCUGCUAGUCUAAAGCGAGUAGCCUCUCCAGCAGCCAAGCCGGUCGUUUCUGGAGAAGAAUUUAUUGCCAUGUACACUUACGAGAGUUCUGAGCAAGGAGAUUUAACCUUUCAGCAAGGGGAUGUGAUUUUGGUUACCAAGAAAGAUGGUGACUGGUGGACAGGAACAGUGGGCGACAAGUCCGGAGUCUUCCCUUCUAACUAUGUGAGGCUUAAAGAUUCAGAGGGCUCUGGAACUGCUGGGAAAACAGGGAGUUUAGGAAAAAAACCUGAAAUUGCCCAGGUUAUUGCCUCAUACACCGCCACCGGCCCCGAGCAGCUCACUCUCGCCCCUGGUCAGCUGAUUUUGAUCCGAAAAAAGAACCCAGGUGGAUGGUGGGAAGGAGAGCUGCAAGCACGUGGGAAAAAGCGCCAGAUAGGCUGGUUCCCAGCUAAUUAUGUAAAACUUCUAAGCCCUGGGACGAGCAAAAUCACUCCAACAGAGCCACCUAAGUCAACAGCGUUAGCGGCAGUGUGCCAGGUGAUUGGGAUGUACGACUACACUGCGCAGAACGACGACGAGCUGGCCUUCAACAAGGGCCAGAUCAUCAACGUCCUCAACAAGGAGGACCCCGACUGGUGGAAGGGGGAAGUCAAUGGACAAGUGGGGCUCUUCCCAUCCAAUUAUGUGAAGCUGACCACAGACAUGGACCCAAGCCAGCAAUGGUGUUCAGACUUACAUCUCUUGGAUAUGUUGACCCCAACUGAAAGAAAGCGACAAGGAUACAUCCACGAGCUCAUUGUCACAGAGGAGAACUACGUGAACGACCUGCAGCUGGUCACAGAGAUCUUUCAAAAACCCCUGAUGGAGUCUGAGCUGCUGACAGAGAAAGAGGUUGCUAUGAUUUUUGUGAACUGGAAGGAGCUGAUUAUGUGUAAUAUCAAACUACUGAAAGCGCUGAGAGUCCGUAAGAAGAUGUCCGGGGAGAAGAUGCCCGUGAAGAUGAUUGGUGACAUCUUGAGCGCCCAGCUGCCGCACAUGCAACCCUACAUCCGCUUCUGCAGCCGCCAGCUCAACGGGGCUGCCCUGAUCCAGCAGAAGACAGACGAGGCCCCAGACUUCAAGGAGUUCGUCAAAAGAUUGGCAAUGGAUCCUCGGUGUAAAGGGAUGCCACUCUCUAGUUUUAUACUGAAGCCUAUGCAACGGGUAACAAGAUACCCACUGAUCAUUAAAAAUAUCCUGGAAAACACCCCUGAAAACCACCCGGACCACAGCCACUUGAAGCACGCUCUGGAGAAGGCAGAGGAGCUCUGUUCCCAGGUGAACGAAGGGGUGCGGGAGAAGGAGAACUCCGACCGGCUGGAGUGGAUCCAGGCCCAUGUGCAGUGUGAAGGCCUGUCUGAGCAACUUGUGUUCAAUUCAGUGACCAACUGCUUGGGGCCGCGCAAAUUUCUGCACAGCGGGAAGCUCUACAAGGCCAAGAGCAACAAGGAACUGUAUGGUUUCCUUUUCAACGACUUCCUCCUGCUGACUCAGAUCACGAAGCCCUUGGGAUCUUCUGGCACCGACAAAGUCUUCAGCCCCAAAUCAAACCUGCAGUAUAAAAUGUACAAAACUCCUAUUUUCCUAAAUGAGGUUCUAGUAAAAUUACCCACUGACCCUUCUGGAGACGAGCCCAUCUUCCACAUCUCCCACAUUGACCGCGUCUACACCCUCCGAGCAGAAAGCAUAAAUGAACGGACUGCCUGGGUGCAGAAAAUCAAAGCUGCUUCUGAACUCUACAUAGAGACUGAGAAAAAGAAGCGCGAGAAAGCGUACCUGGUCCGUUCCCAAAGGGCAACAGGCAUUGGAAGGUUGAUGGUGAACGUGGUUGAAGGCAUUGAGUUGAAACCCUGUCGGUCACAUGGAAAGAGCAACCCCUACUGCGAGGUGACCAUGGGUUCCCAGUGCCACAUCACCAAGACGAUCCAGGACACUCUGAACCCCAAGUGGAAUUCCAACUGCCAGUUCUUCAUCCGAGACCUGGAGCAGGAAGUCCUCUGCAUCACUGUGUUCGAGAGGGACCAGUUCUCACCAGAUGAUUUUUUGGGUCGGACGGAGAUCCGUGUGGCGGACAUCAAAAAGGACCAGGGCUCCAAGGGUCCAGUUACGAAGUGUCUUCUGCUGCACGAAGUCCCCACGGGAGAGAUUGUGGUCCGCUUGGACCUGCAGUUGUUUGAUGAGCCGUAGGCAGCGGGCUCAGGGUGUGCUCAGCAGGGUCCCAGCCCACGGCCGCACAUGCUGUCUGGAAAUUGUGUUCCUUUUCUAAGAAACCACCAUUUGGUGGUGUUCAGUCACAGGGAUAUGGGAUGGCAAAGACAGGCCCCUCAGAGCUUCUAGGAAUCAUUCUCGACAAUCCUCCCUGCCCCGAAACAAUUUCCUUUUUCAUGAAACAAAGCUCUGUUUUCCUUUGUCCUCACUACAGGUCUCAUUAUGGCUUCUAGGGUCGCUGAAAUCCCAUAACCCUCAACAGGGUGCAGUUGGGAGUCUAGCGCCUUCCCGGGCUUGAAGAAUGGGUCUGGUUACUAUAAAAUAGAUUUAUAAGUGC